Molecule: messenger RNA, 1872 nt
Organism: Lates calcarifer (barramundi perch)
Lineage: Eukaryota; Metazoa; Chordata; Actinopteri; Centropomidae
Product: transcriptional repressor protein YY1-like
Biological process (GO): regulation of transcription by RNA polymerase II
Cellular component (GO): transcription regulator complex; PcG protein complex
Molecular function (GO): DNA-binding transcription factor activity, RNA polymerase II-specific; RNA polymerase II cis-regulatory region sequence-specific DNA binding
Source: RefSeq, a predicted model, not a curated record
AGAGCAUUGUGGCGACGAGAGUACAGUAGAGUAGAGUUGUUGUCGGAGAGGGAGGAGGAAGGCUGAGAGUAGACAGGAGGAAAAGCAAGAGUAGAAAAAAAUAGCACAUAAGUAGGAGGAAAUACAAAAUUUAGCAUGGCAUCGGGGGACACCCUGUACAUAGAAGCGGACGGGUCAGAAAUGCCAGCCGAAAUAGUGGAACUGCACGAAAUCGAAGUAGAGACAAUCGAAACAACAGUUGUUGGGGACGACGGUGAACACCAGCCUAUGAUCGCCUUACAGCCUCUUGACACGGAUGAUCCGAACUCGAUUCACCCGCACCAGGAGGUGAUUUUGGUGCAAACAAGAGAAGAGGUGGUGGGCGAGGACGACUCUGAACUGCACACAGAUGACGGUUUCGAGGACCAAAUCCUCAUUCCAGUGCCCGCCGUGGAGGAGGACUAUAUCGAACAGACUCUGGUUACUGUUGCUGGGAAAAGCUCGUCGACAGGCCGGAUGAAGAAGGCUGGAAGCGGAAAGAAAGCGGGCAAAAAGAGCUAUCUGAGCGGGGGGAGAAAGGGCCGAAAAUGGGAACAGAAGCAGGUCCAGAUAAAGACUUUGGAGGGGGAGUUUUCAGUCACUAUGUGGGCAUCGGAUGACAAGAAGGACAUAGACCAUGAGGAGCAAAUCACAGGAGAAAACUCACCUCCAGAUUAUUCAGAGUACAUGACAGGGAAAAAGCUUCCUCCAGGAGGCAUCCCAGGCAUUGACCUGUCAGAUCCCAAACAGCUGGCAGAGUUUGCACGAAUGAAGCCAAGAAAAGUAAAAGAGGACGAUGCACCCAGGACGAUAGCCUGUCCACACAAAGGAUGUACCAAGAUGUUCAGGGACAACUCAGCAAUGAGGAAGCACUUGCAUACCCAUGGGCCUCGCGUGCACGUCUGUGCAGAGUGUGGCAAAGCUUUCGUGGAGAGUUCAAAACUGAAGAGGCAUCAACUCGUACACACAGGAGAGAAACCUUUCCAGUGCACAUUUGAGGGCUGUGGCAAGCGGUUCUCUUUGGACUUUAACUUGCGCACGCAUGUGCGUAUUCACACUGGAGACCGCCCAUACGUGUGCCCCUUCGACGGCUGCAACAAAAAAUUUGCUCAGUCAACCAACCUGAAGUCUCACAUCCUCACACACGCCAAAGCCAAAAACAACCAGUAAAUCAGCCCUGAACCAGGCUAACAACAACAUGAGCAUACACUGGAGGAUCUGACCUGUAUCUCCGCUCCUUGACAGACAAACUAAUGUCCCAUGGCCUGCUUUGUUGUGAGAAAAGAUGUCCCCUUUGUAUCGUCACUAGAUAAAGAUUUAAACAGAGAAAUGACCUUUUCUCCAACUUUUUGAUAUAUACAUGGAGGGUUUGAAAAAGGAACUUGUGAGAACCCCAACUCCCUCAGGCCUCCUACCCAACUUUGGCGCUACCUGGAUGGAACAAUUUACGGUUUCUUCUUGUGAAGAUAUUAAUUCAUGGAUCUGCACCUAAAAAUGUAUUUAUACCUUAACACAACCAGUUAAAAAGUUUUUGCAAUAUAAGGCAAAUUUGCAUCAGUCCUCAGCAAUGACACCUUUUCAAUUUUGUACUUCUCCCCGAGUGUGCAUAUUGUACACUGUUUGACAUAAGCUCUGUGGUAAUGUAUGUAGUAAGAUUGUCCCUGUAGCUCUUCCUGGAAGAGGUUUCACAGUUUGCUUUACCUCCCCCUUUCCCUUCAUGUGAGUGUGUUUAAAGGGCAGAUUGGGUGGUCUUUGCAUAUUUUCAUUUUGUACAACGCAAUAUCAGAAUCAUGUAGAUAAUAGCCAUGUAAUUUUCAAUAGUGAUCACUGAUUAAAAUGUUUUUUCCCCUUGCA